Tremella mesenterica DSM 1558 is the source of this 1488-nucleotide messenger RNA. RefSeq lists its product as uncharacterized. NCBI's taxonomy places the organism in Eukaryota, Fungi, Basidiomycota, Tremellomycetes, Tremellales, Tremellaceae. The transcript is spliced from 5 exons. Bases 1 to 1488 code for a protein of 495 amino acids. The record is from RefSeq and is a predicted model, not a curated record. Gene Ontology annotation, biological process: mitochondrial transmembrane transport.
AUGCCUCGUCCUGAUCUCACUUUCCCAGGAAUACCCGAUGUGGAAGAGAUGGAUCGACAAGCUCAUUCUCGUCCUCGAGAGGUCCUCGGUGGCGUGGAUCGUAUGGCGGGUAACGAAUACACUUGGCCUGAAGCUGGUCCUAGUGAUCUUUCAUCUUCUUCGGUGGCUGGCGGGGUAAAGAAAGAACCCAGAUUCGGACCAUAUGGAGCUAAGAUGAUCGCUUCUAUGACUGGAGCUAUGGCUGUUUCUCUUCUAAUGUCCCCCUUCGACGUUGUCAAAACUCGACUUCAGACCGUUCAACCAUCCCCUAACUUCCCCGAUCUCCCAGCCACCGCCGCUGAAGAAUGUUGUCAAACUUCCGUCCUCACUCCACCUUCCACGUCCAAACGUCCCACACCCACUACUAAAACCACCGUCAAUCCAUUGACAUGUUACACCACCGCUUCCAGUUCACCUGAACCUCCCGCUCGACAAAGUAUAUCUUUCGCCUCCUUGCGACCGGCCGCCACCCCAGCUUCCGCCCCAGCUGGGUGUUUACAUCCAUCGAAAUGGGCGGGGAUAUGGGGCGAGGCAGUGACGUUCGAAGAAGCUUUAGCGAGAGGGGUGGUAGGUAUGAACGGAAAUGCCACGCUUGUAUUACCAAGAAACGAGGGGUUAUUAGGAGGUUUUUGGAAUGAAAUAGCUACAGUUAGAGGUGAAGCUGGUGUGAGGGGAUUAUGGAAAGGUGUUGGUACUACAUUAACAAUGUCUAUACCAUCAACGGCUAUAUAUAUGCUAGGAUACGAAUUUCUCUUAUCACGAAUAUCACCUUUCUUUACCAAUUCAGAUGAUCCCCUCCAUAACUCUUCAUCACUCAAUCGAUCUUCUUCAGACACAUCAAAGUCUACAACAGCUUUCACUCCAGCACCUCUGAUAGCAGGAAGUUUAGCAAGGACAUGGAGCGCUACCGUCAUUUCUCCAAUAGAAAUGUUUCGUACUCGUUUACUCGCUCGUCCGACAUCUCAAACCAUACCGACGUAUGCUAGUACUUUCAAAGGUCUAAGUGUGUUAGUAAAAGACAAAGGUCCGACUAUACUCUGGAGAGGAUUAGGACCUACACUUUGGCGUGACGUUCCAUUUUCCGGAGCAUAUUGGGCAGGAUUCGAAUUACUUAAAUCAAACCUUUCUUCACCUUCUUUUCCUAUGUUAGACCCUAUAACCACAACUUUCUUAUCUGGAGCUAUCUCUGGAACCUUUGCCGCACUUCUCACACAACCUUUUGACGUUCUUAAAACUCGAAGACAAGUGUUCACACCUUCACCUAAUUGUUCCCCCGCAGCACUACGGAGUCACGCUUCCACGCUUCCUCUAGCACUGUACGUUAUCGAAACGGAAGGAUGGCGAACAUUGUUCGCGGGUUUAUCAGCGAGAUGCGGAAAGGUCGCACCUGCUUGUGGAUUAAUGAUUGCCUCCUAUGAAGGUGUGCAGAGAUGGUUGAGGGAAUCAUAA